This is a messenger RNA of Knipowitschia caucasica, 504 nucleotides long. NCBI's taxonomy places the organism in Eukaryota, Metazoa, Chordata, Actinopteri, Gobiiformes, Gobiidae. The record is from the annotation of a GenBank genome assembly.
AUGAGCGUACGGAGAGCGUUGAGUCUGUGGGGGGCGGCGGUCCUUUACCCCCUCAUCAUCGUCACUUACUCCGUCAGUCUGACCACGCAGCUCGCCCUGUGGGGAUACAAGCUACACAGAAUCUUCUGCGCCAACAGACCCAUCGUGAACCACGCCUGCGGAGAAACACUGCACACCACCGUGCCGCCCACUGGCACCGUCUUUACCACUGUCUCCGUGCCUCUGUUCACCGUGCUUUACUCCUACGUGCGCAUUCUCGUGGUGUGCAAAAGAAGCAACUCUGAGGUGAGACGUAAGGCUGUGCAGACCUGUGUCCCGCACCUGGUGACCUUUGUGGUGUACUGCUGCUCUGUGUUUGUGGAGAUGGCGAUCUCGCAGUUCAACAGGGGUCAGAUCAACCCUGUGGUGGCGGCCAUCAUCUCGCUGGAGUAUCUGAUGGUGCCGUCCAUAAAUAACCCUUUGAUCUACGGCCUGAAGCUGCCCCAGUUCGUCUUGCAGCUGUAA